CAUUAUCUGCAGCUGCGUGACGUCCCAUAGAGCUGCUCAAGCACCGGGAUGACGAAGGGCCCGGAACUCCGCUCGGACUGCUCUGGCUACUCACCACCGCAAACAACAAAUGUCCUCGUCCGUAGUAUCCAAGGAGACUGCAACCUUUUUCGCCUACGUGGCGAUAAACCAGCUGCUCAGCAAAGUGAACAAUACUCCGAAACUUUCUAUCGCCGACAUUGCAAAGGCAAUCGACUAUGCCAAGUACCAGGAAAAAAUCGAGUCGCCCUUGUUUGUCACGUGGAACGUCUUAAGUGUGCAGAAGGGUACUGGCGCCCCGAUCGACAGCGAGUUGCGUGGCUGCAUUGGCAACUUCUCGAAUCUAAAGCUGCCGGAGUAUGUGGAGGAGUACGCGUUGAUUUCUGCACUCGAAGACCCCCGCUUUCCGCCAAUUGACAAAUACGAGCUUGCCGACAUCGAGAAGAACCCCUCACAGGACUUACAGUGUGCCGUCACCAUCCUACACAGCUUUGAGGACAUCACAGACACCCCGCUGGCGUGGACCGUGGGCGAGCACGGCAUCCGGCUAGGUUUCCGCUAUCGUAGCAGACCAUACUCGUCCACCUUUCUUCCCGAGGUCGCCAAGGAGCAGGGCUGGGACCGGCAACAGACAUUGGACGCCCUUAUCCGCAAGGCCGGUGUUGCUGGCCAUGUCUCUUUUGACGACACGGAGAAGAUCCAUGUGGUGAAGGUGGAAAGGUACAGCGGAGUGAAGGGGGAGGCUCGUCUCUCUGAAUUCUCCAAAAUCAGCUUGUAAGCGAAAAGCGAAAAUUACGCCGAUCGGCGAAAUUUUUACUUUUUACGCACUUUUCACGUUUUUGCACAUUUUUUACAUUUUUUACCUUUUUCCUAAUUUUGAUUACUCU
Messenger RNA from Pichia membranifaciens NRRL Y-2026, 905 nucleotides. RefSeq lists its product as hypothetical. The record is from RefSeq and is a predicted model, not a curated record. The coding region runs from base 110 to 796 and encodes 228 amino acids. NCBI's taxonomy places the organism in Eukaryota, Fungi, Ascomycota, Pichiomycetes, Pichiales, Pichiaceae. The transcript has a single exon.